AAUUUAUUGACCAGUACUCUAAGAUUGUUACCAUCUUCCGCUACUCAGAGUGACUCGCCGUAGCGCAUUGGUCGCCUUCUCGGUCAUCCGUUUGAUAUCUUCAUCUCGCUGAUACCGAAACCUUCAUUAAACAUGGCCGACGAACCUGGACAACCCCCCGCUCUCACGACAUUGAGCCUGGCCGAGAAGGCCCCCGCGUCCAAGGCAGUCGCUCAGGUUGUGACUCCUUUCGAUGUGUCCGGUGGUGUCGACGAGUCGGGUAAGCUCCUCCCAGUCGACUAUGAUAAACUGGUUCGGGAAUUUGGAGCGACUCGUAUAUCCAAAGAACUGCUCGAGCGCUUUGAAAGAGUAACAGGACGUCGGCCUCAUCGAUUUAUGCGCAGAGGAAUUGUGUUCAGUCACCGUGACCUGAACCUGAUUCUUGAUCGCUAUGAGAAGGGACAACCAUUCUACCUCUACACUGGGCGUGGACCUAGCAGCGACAGCAUGCACGUCGGACACACAAUUCCCUUUGAGUUCACUAAGUGGUUGCAGGAUGUCUUCGAUUGCCCUUUGGUUAUUAUGCUUACUGACGACGAGAAAUACAUGCAUUCGCAAAAGAUCGAGGUCGAGGAUGCUAAGAAAUAUGCGAAAGCAAAUGCGAAGGACAUCAUUGCAGUUGGGUUUGAUAUGAAGAAGACAUUUAUUUUCAGCGACUUCGAUUUCGUUGGCGGCGCAUUCUAUGAGAACAUCUGCAGAUUGGCGAAGAGGAUCACAAUAAACUCCGUCAGAGGAACCUUUGGCUUCAACGACAGCAACAAUGUCGGAGAAUUCCACUUCUGCGCGACUCAAUCGGCCACUGCAUUUGCAACCAGCUUUCCUCAUAUCUUCGGCACCGACAGGAAGAAGGUCUCGUCGAUUCCUUGCCUGAUUCCCUGUGCGAUCGACCAAGACCCGUACUUCCGUCAGUGCCGUGAACACGCCGAGAAGAUGAAGUACAAGAAGCCCUCUUUGAUCCAUGCUAUCUUCCUUCCCGCUCUUCAGGGUCCUGGCUCGAAAAUGUCUGCGAGCGUCGAGACAUCCGCCAUCUAUAUGAGCGACGCCCCCAAUCGAAUCAAGAACAAAAUCAACAAGUACGCCUUCUCUGGAGGACAGGAUACAGCUGAGCUUCAGCGUCAACUGGGUGCCAACACCAAGGAUGACGUCCCGUUCCAGUACCUGACGUUCUUCAUGGAAGAUGAUGAGGAACUGGAGCGGAUCCGUGUGGCUUAUGAGAAGGGAGAGAUGCUUACCGGCGAGGUCAAGCAAAAAUGUAUUGCGGAGCUACAGGCUUACGUUCAGGCCUUCCAGGAACGCAGGGCCCAGGUCACCGACGAGAUAGUUGCUGAGUUCAUGCAGCCCCGGCCCCUGGAGUGGAAAGGCAACCCCAACCCCAUCGUUGUUGAGAAGAAAUAGAGGUUCCUCACUUUGAAUAAAUAGCCCUGCUUUUCAGCGUGCACCUGCCAGUUUCGUCAAGCGCCUGCUUCCGGAAUGCUGGUCGUGGGGACGUACAGGUCCACCUUGGAAACAUGAGUGGUCCAGCAAAUGACAUGAAGCGAUGAUAGAUAUGAAUGAACUUGACCGUCUCAGCGUUUCAUCCUUGAUCGGUUCAAUGCGGAUACGCGUAAUAGUUUUACCCCAGUUGCCUUGUUGGGCAUGGGCAAUCUUGGGAUUAACGGUAGAUUUGACCAACAUCCAUCUCUCAUGGUUUAGACUCGUUCAGCAGGAUUCUGCCACGGAAGAAUCCUCUCACACCAUUACUGAGCCAACACCCUUCACCGUCGAUCAGCUCGGCGACAGUGAUCGUUUGUUCGGAGCAGAACC
Molecule: messenger RNA, 1842 nt
Organism: Aspergillus novofumigatus IBT 16806
Lineage: Eukaryota; Fungi; Ascomycota; Eurotiomycetes; Eurotiales; Aspergillaceae
Product: tryptophan--tRNA ligase WRS1
Exons: 3
Coding region: 133-1434 (433 amino acids)
Biological process (GO): tryptophanyl-tRNA aminoacylation
Cellular component (GO): cytoplasm
Molecular function (GO): tryptophan-tRNA ligase activity; ATP binding
Source: RefSeq, a predicted model, not a curated record